Molecule: messenger RNA, 1590 nt
Organism: Mya arenaria
Lineage: Eukaryota; Metazoa; Mollusca; Bivalvia; Myida; Myidae
Product: 5-hydroxytryptamine receptor 1F-like
Exons: 1
Coding region: 1-1590 (529 amino acids)
Biological process (GO): G protein-coupled receptor signaling pathway
Cellular component (GO): membrane
Molecular function (GO): G protein-coupled receptor activity
Source: RefSeq, a predicted model, not a curated record
AUGUCGAAUUCCACAGACAAUCCCGACUUUAUCGAGACGUUGACGGACGCGUUUCUGGAGUGGUUUCGUAACGACAUCCUGCCGGUGUGCAGUGCCCUAUUCAACGUCGCCGUCAUUAUUACGGGCGUCAUUCUGAACGUGUUGCUGCUCGUCACGAUCCGGAAGCGUGGCCUCCUGCACGAACCCAGCUCCCACUUCCUGCUGGCUUUCUGUAUAGCGGACUUCAUCAGCUACGUGCUUCUUUUGCUGCCCAAUGUCAUCACGGCAUCCAUUGGUGACUGGGUCCUCUCCCAACCCUUCUGCCAGAUUCACGGCGCCAUGCUGUUCCUUGUUGUAUUUGCCAACUUUGGCAUAGUGACAGUUCUCACCCUCGAACGAGCUAUUAAGUUGUGUCGGAAUGACGAUACUUUAUAUGCAAAAAUGUUCGAAAACGCAAAGAUGCGAAAUAUUCUUAUUGUCGCAGUAUUUGUUGUGGCUACUUUAUUAGCGUUUAUUCCCGUAACUGGCGCGGGCGACAUACAGUACGACCGCUACCACGAGGGAUGUCGGCUAGACUACGUUGCGGGCCCGGCCUUCUUGAUUGUCCACUUCCUCCUGACAAUUGUUCUGUCUCUCGUUGCUGCUGUUGUUUCAUAUUCGUUGAUAUUCCACACACGGAAAAAUGCUCUCAUUCGCAACCGCUUGAUUAAGAAAAACGUGGAAACGAAUAAGACAAACACGUCACAAAGAAAAUUAAUCACUUCAACGGUCAGUGAGGAACCGCUUGACAUUAUCAAAGAACAUGACGAUGAAGUGUUAACGCCCGAUACAAAACCAUGCAGUGAUCCUGUAAGCAAGCCAACAGCAAAAAAGCGGAGGCCACGCUCUACGCGCCGAAAGCAGUCGCUACUGUUCGAGGUGUUCAGCGACGAUGAGGAGAACCCGGCCUUCCACCUGGCGAUCACCUACCUCGCCCUCUGGCUCACAAUAUUCGUCUGCUACCUGCCUUACAUUGUUGUAUGCUUCUAUGGUGCCUUCAACAAUGACUCUGUGUGGGGUGGGUUUUACACCAUCAGCUUACUGUUCCUCCACGUAUGUUUUGCCGCUAAGCCUGUCGUCUAUCUCGGACACAACCGUCAGUAUAGGGAGCUCACCAAGGAGACCAUACCGGAAGGAAUGAAAACAGGCGCCAAGUCCAUGCGCUCGUCCAUCUCAAGCGUUUCCGGGAAGGUCGAGGAUUUCUUAUUUAGGUCACGCGCUAACCGACGCUUUACGGCGGCUUUGGCAGCUCACAAAGCAGUACUAAUAUGGAAGAAGCGAUCGACGAAGAAACCGGAUACGAUCAAGCUUGUUGACAAGAUAUCUCUGACUGACGCGAUGCAUGUUCCAGAAACGGGGGAUGGCAGUAACGUAGUUUCUCUUCCGGUAAAGACAGACACGUCAUAUGAAAACAACCACAGACCAACGAUAACGCCCAGUGACGUGAAUUUUAACACCGGAAACAGCUCCUUCAUAGAGAAAGAGCGCAUGCGCAUGGUGAACGGGAAUUUUGGUGAGCCACAAGCAAACACAACCGUGUCUCCUGUUCCGGGAAUGGUGCAGGAACUGUAA